CCGGGCAAAACACCCUUUAGCACGGGUCCCGUUGUCUUCGGCACCAUGGCCCUCUACCUCGUCACUGUCCUCGGUGGUAGGGAGCUCAUGCAACGGUUCAAGGUUCCCCCUCAGGAGCUCAAGAAGCCCUUCCUUGUUCACAACAUUCUCCUCUCGUCUGCCUCUGGUCUGCUACUUGCAGUGAUGCUCGAAGAGAUCGUCCCCAUCUGGUAUCACCACGGCUUCUUUGCUGCCAUCUGCGCCCAGUCUUCAUGGACCCCACGAAUGGAGCAGUUCUACAUCCUCAACUACAUGUUCAAAUUUUGGGAACUCAUCGACACCGGGUUCCUCGUCCUGAAGAAGAAGCCCCUUGCUUUCUUGCACGUCUACCACCAUGCCGCCACGGCUCUUCUGUGCUUCUCUCAGCUGCUCGGAAAGACUCCGGUCAGCUGGGUCGUCAUCACGCUCAACCUUCUCGUCCACGUCGUCAUGUACGCAUACUAUGCCCUCACCACGCUUCGUAUUCCUUGCCCUUGGAAGCGGGCCGUCACCACGAUGCAGAUUCUCCAAUUCAUCCUGGAUCUUGGUGUUGUCUACUUUGCUUCGUACCACUACUUUGUCUCAGCCUACAAGGUCCCUCUGCCCAACAUCGGCGCCUGUGCUGCCGGCAAGGAGCACGCCGUCUUCUCUGGAUGUGCCAUCCUCACCUCGUACCUCUUCCUCUUCAUCGCCUUCUACCGUCGUACCUACAGCAAGUCCAAGGGCGCC
This is a messenger RNA of Acaromyces ingoldii, 747 nucleotides long. RefSeq names its product GNS1/SUR4 membrane protein. Gene Ontology annotation, biological process: fatty acid elongation, monounsaturated fatty acid; sphingolipid biosynthetic process; fatty acid elongation, polyunsaturated fatty acid. Gene Ontology annotation, molecular function: fatty acid elongase activity. NCBI's taxonomy places the organism in Eukaryota, Fungi, Basidiomycota, Exobasidiomycetes, Exobasidiales, Cryptobasidiaceae. Gene Ontology annotation, cellular component: endoplasmic reticulum membrane. The record is from RefSeq and is a predicted model, not a curated record. The annotation marks the transcript as partial. The transcript is spliced from 8 exons.